UACUGAAAUGCAGGACCGACUGCAGGGUGCAACGACUGAGGGGCCAUUUGAGAUUGGCAAGGGGAGCAACACUUUCUAGUGUUCGAUUGCUCAUAACAGGGGAACCAGGUCGAAAGUAAUACUUCUUAAUUUUCAAUUUACAAGCAGAUCAUCCUCUGUCAAAUACAGUUCCGUUUACAGAACAAGAAACACAAAUGUAAUGUAUAAAUAUAAUGUCUCUAUUGUAGCUUGGAAACAUUUAGUGAGAUUUCAGAAGUGAUACAUUCAAGGCUAAACUAACACUGUUCCACCGGUCCAAGUUCAAUCUAAACUGGUGGAUUUCUCUUUGCUACAUAUCCUGGCUUUAGGUAGCAUUACAGUGUUAUGGUUUGCUUAACAGUGGUUCUCUGUUCUUUGUCAGGCUCAUUAUGUCCGUCUUUCAGCCAAGCACAUCCAAAAGCCUGACAUCAACUCCUCUGAAAAGUAAAGACAUAGGUGUUUACCGGAGCAGAAGUGUGGAUAAUGACUCCCCAGAGGAUUCCACCUACUCCUUGUUGUCACCAAUUUACCAUGAAAGUUUUGAGGGCUCAGAUGAUGACCUGGACGUGGAACAGCUGCAGCAGGGGCUGAACAACUUGCGUGCUUUUCCUGAUGAGAUCAAACACACUAUUCCGCAUAGGCAUGGAAAAUCGCACAUCCAAAGGAAAGUGGCAGAAGUAAAGCUCGAUAAAUCCUCUGUUUCGCUGCAAAACCUCAGUGCCUGGGAACAGUGGCUGGUCACCAAAGCAAAAGAAGAACGUCUCAAAGUAGAGCAGAAAGCUCUCGAGGAGCUCACUCUUAAAGAGAAACAGGAGCUGGUGGAAAGGCAGAAGGUGCAAAAGAGAAAACAGACAGAGGGCAAAAUACAGGAUUGGCUUAAAAUGAAAAGAGAACUGGAAAGACAAGAAAAGGAGUGCAAGGAACGUCAAAAACAAGAAGAAGUAGAACGCGAAAAGCAGAAGCAGAGAGAAAUUGAACUAAAAGCACAAGAGAAGUACAAGGAAUGGUUACUAAAAAAGAAACAAGAGGAAAAUGAGAGAAAGGAAAGAGAAAAGGAAGAGGCAGCGCUCAAAGAGGCAGAAGAGAUGGAGCGAAGGAGGAGAGCAGAGGAGAAGUUCCAGGAUUGGCUGAGGACGCAGAACAAGAAUCGGCCCAAGCGCAACACACCCUGCCCUCAAGGCUUUGACCACCUGAACUACCCAUCUCCUAGUUUCUAUAACCCCGUUCCUUGGAAGCCCAUUCACGUUCCCCCUCCAGAGAAGCCUCCCCAGAAGAAAACGUCACGCCGCAAACUGCGGGGGCUGCCUAAACACCACUCAACGCCAUGUCUGACGUUCAGGCCUAAAGACACUCUGAGCUUUGCCUGCAAGAGGCGAUGACCCAAAAUGAGUGUUUCUCCUCCACGAGGCUGCUCUCUAGUGGUUCAGAGAAGAACUCUGACUUUCACAGGAACCACCCUUGAAGGUGCAGUGUGACUAGGGGUUUGGGCAGAAUUGUGAACAG
Clupea harengus (Atlantic herring) is the source of this 1521-nucleotide messenger RNA. RefSeq names its product coiled-coil domain containing 34 (gene ccdc34). Lineage: Eukaryota; Metazoa; Chordata; Actinopteri; Clupeiformes; Clupeidae. The record is from RefSeq and is a predicted model, not a curated record.